CACCGUCUGUUGGGUGCAUGUGUGCGCCCGCAGCGGCGCGGGGCGCGUGGUUCUCCGCGUGGAGUCUCACCUGGGACCUGAGUGAAUGGCUCCCAGGGGCUGUGCGGGGCAUCCGCCUCCGCCUUCUCCACAGGCCUGGGUCUGUCCUGGAAAGAUGCUAGCAAUGGGGGCGCUGGCAGGAUUCUGGAUCCUCUGCCUCCUCACUUAUGGUUACCUGUCCUGGGGCCAGGCCUUAGAAGAGGAGGAAGAAGGGGCCUUACUAGCUCAAGCUGGAGAGAAACUAGAGCCCAGCACAACUUCCACCUCCCAGCCCCAUCUCAUUUUCAUCCUAGCGGAUGAUCAGGGAUUUAGAGAUGUGGGUUACCACGGAUCUGAGAUUAAAACACCUACUCUUGACAAGCUCGCUGCCGAAGGAGUUAAACUGGAGAACUACUAUGUCCAGCCUAUUUGCACACCAUCCAGGAGUCAGUUUAUUACUGGAAAGUAUCAGAUACACACCGGACUUCAACAUUCUAUCAUAAGACCUACCCAACCCAACUGUUUACCUCUGGACAAUGCCACCCUACCUCAGAAACUGAAGGAGGUUGGAUAUUCAACGCAUAUGGUCGGAAAAUGGCACUUGGGUUUUUACAGAAAAGAAUGCAUGCCCACCAGAAGAGGAUUUGAUACCUUUUUUGGUUCCCUUUUGGGAAGUGGGGAUUACUAUACACACUACAAAUGUGACAGUCCUGGGAUGUGUGGCUAUGACUUGUAUGAAAACGACAAUGCUGCCUGGGACUAUGACAAUGGCAUAUACUCCACACAGAUGUACACUCAGAGAGUACAGCAAAUCUUAGCUUCCCAUAACCCCACAAAGCCUAUAUUUUUAUAUAUUGCCUAUCAAGCUGUUCAUUCACCACUGCAAGCUCCUGGCAGGUAUUUUGAACACUACCGAUCCAUUAUCAACAUAAACAGGAGGAGAUAUGCUGCCAUGCUUUCCUGCUUAGAUGAAGCAAUCAACAACGUGACAUUGGCUCUAAAGACUUAUGGUUUCUAUAACAACAGCAUUAUCAUUUACUCUUCAGAUAAUGGUGGCCAGCCUACGGCAGGAGGGAGUAACUGGCCUCUCAGAGGUAGCAAAGGAACGUAUUGGGAAGGAGGGAUCCGGGCUGUAGGCUUUGUGCAUAGCCCACUUCUGAAAAACAAGGGAACAGUGUGUAAGGAACUCGUGCACAUCACUGACUGGUACCCCACUCUCAUUUCACUGGCUGAAGGACAGAUUGAUGAGGACAUUCAACUAGAUGGCUAUGAUAUCUGGGAGACCAUAAGUGAGGGUCUUCGCUCACCCCGAGUAGAUAUUUUGCAUAACAUUGACCCCAUAUACACCAAGGCAAAAAAUGGCUCCUGGGCAGCAGGCUAUGGGAUCUGGAACACUGCAAUCCAGUCAGCCAUCAGAGUGCAGCACUGGAAAUUGCUUACAGGAAAUCCUGGCUACAGCGACUGGGUCCCCCCUCAGUCUUUCAGCAACCUGGGACCGAACCGGUGGCACAAUGAAAGGAUCACCUUGUCAACUGGCAAAAGUGUAUGGCUUUUCAACAUCACAGCCGACCCAUAUGAGAGGGUGGACCUAUCUAACAGGUAUCCAGGAAUCGUGAAGAAGCUCCUACGGAGGCUCUCACAGUUCAACAAAACUGCAGUGCCGGUCAGGUAUCCCCCCAAAGACCCCAGAAGUAACCCUAGGCUCAAUGGAGGGGUCUGGGGACCAUGGUAUAAAGAGGAAACCAAGAAAAAGAAGCCAAGCAAAAAUCAGGCUGAGAAAAAGCAAAAGAAAAGCAAAAAAAAGAAGAAACAGCAGAAAGCAGUCUCAGGUAAACCAGCAAAUUUGGCUCGAUAAUAUCGCUGGCCUAAGCGUCAGGCUUGUUUUCAUGCUGUGCCACUCCAGAGACUUCUGCCACCUGGCCGCCACACUGAAAACUGUCCUGCUCAGUGCCAAGGUGCUACUCUUGCAAGCCACACUUAGAGAGAGUGGAGAUGUUUAUUUCUCUUGCUCCUUUAGAAAACGUGGUGAGUCCUGAGUUCCACUGCUGUGCUUCAGUCAACUGACCAAACACUGCUUUAAAUUAUAGGAGGAGAACAAUAACCUACCAUCCGCAAGCAUGCUAAUUUGAUGGAAGUUACAGGGUAGCAUGAUUAAAACUACCUUUGAUAAAUUACAGUCAAAGACUGUGUCACCUCAAAGGCCUUGAAGAAUAUAUUUUCUUGGUGAAUUUUUGUAUGUCUGUCAUAUGACACUUGGGUUUUUUAAUUAAUUCUAUUUUAUAUAUAUAUAUAUAUAUAUGUUUCUUUUCCUGUGAAAAGCUGUUUUUCUCACAUGUGAACGGCUUGCACCUCAUUUUACCAUGCAUGAGGGAAUGGCAAAUAAGAAUGUUUGAGCACACUGCCCACAAUGAAUGUAACUAUUUUCUAAACACUUUACUAGAAGAACAUUUCAGUAUAAAAAACCUAAUUUAUUUUUACAGAAAAAUAUUUUGUUGUUUUUAUAAAAAGUUAUGCAAAUGACUUUAUUUUAUUUUUAUUUCCUGCAUACCAUUAGAAGAAUUUUAUUUCAUUUCUUCAAAUUACCAAGCACUGUAAUACUAUAAAUUAAUGUAAUACUGUGUGAAUUCAGACUAUAAAAAACAUCAUUCAGAAAACUUUAUAAUCAUCAUUGUUCAACCAAGAUUUUGAAUGUAAUAAGAUGAAUAUAUUCCUUACAAAUUACUUGGAAAUUCAGUGUUUGUGCAGAGUUGAGACAACUUUAUUGUUUCUAUCAUAAACUAUUUAUGUAUCUUAAUUAUUAAAAUGAUUUACUUUAUGGCACUAGAAAAUUUACUGUGGCUUUUCUGAUCUAACUUCUAGCUAAAAUUGUAUCAUUCAUCCUAAAAAAUAAAAAUCUUUACUAAUAGGCAAUUGAAGGAAUGGUUUGCUAACAACCACAGUAAUAUAAUAUGAUUUUACAGAUAGAUGCUUCCCCUUGGCUAUGACAUGGAGAAAGAUUUUCCCAUAAUAAUAACUAACAUUUAUAUUAGGUUGGUGCAAAACUAGUUGCGGUUUUUCCCAUUAAAAGUAAUAACCUUACUCUUAUACAAAGUGGACACUGUGGGGAGAUACAGAGAAAUGGAAGAUACGGAUCCUGCCUGGAGUAGGUAACCUUGCUUGGAAACCCCACAUGCAAACGUCAUGAGGAGAAUUAAAGGAGUAUUAUCAGUAAUGAAGUUUAUCAUGAGUCAUCAAUGAGCAUAGAUUGGUGUGGAUCCUGUAGACCCUGGUGUUUUCUUUGAAGUGCCCUCUCCUAAUGCAGAGGCCUUGAAGCUUACAGUAUACACUUGAAAAGUCACAGAUAGCUAGAAUUAUGAUCUUUGAAGUUAUAACUGUGAUCUGAAAAUGUGUGUGGUGGUAUGACAGCAUACCAUUAAAUACAUUUACAUCACAGCUCAAAGGACUGUGAUAUAAUCCAUUUAUAUCACAACUCAAAGGACUGAUAUAAUCCAUUUAUAUCACAGCUCACAGUUUCUGAAAAUGUAUAAAAGAAUCUAUAAUCUAGUACUGAAAUUACUAAAUUGGGUAAGAUGAUUUAAAUGAUUUUAAUUUUAAUAUUUUAUUUCUAGAAUAUAUGGCUCCAUUUUAUUUUAUAGUGUAAAGUUGUAUUUCCUAAAGUUUGUGUUUUGUCGACAGUAUCUUUUAAAUGAGUCUUAAAAAUAAAGGCAUAUUGUUCAUGUUUUUC
Messenger RNA from Pan troglodytes (chimpanzee), 3742 nucleotides. RefSeq names its product arylsulfatase family member J (gene ARSJ). The coding region runs from base 86 to 1873 and encodes 595 amino acids. NCBI's taxonomy places the organism in Eukaryota, Metazoa, Chordata, Mammalia, Primates, Hominidae. Gene Ontology annotation, molecular function: sulfuric ester hydrolase activity. The record is from RefSeq and is a predicted model, not a curated record. The transcript has 3 exons.